CCGUAUAAAUCAUUCGUCAUAGUAAUCAGCUGUCAUUUAACACAAAUAUUUAUUUUCCUUGUGGUAAUUUCCUCGUAGCAGAUUUAUUCAUAAAUCAUUGUAUUUAAGGAGUAAUUUUAAAUAAAAAUGACGAGCCAAUCCACAGGGAUACAACAACUUCUAGCUGCCGAGAAGAAAGCAGCAGAAAAGGUUACCGAAGCUAGGAAACGCAAGGCAAAGCGAUUGAAGCAAGCGAAAGACGAGGCGGUUGAGGAGAUUGAAAAAUAUCGUGCAGAGCGCGAACGUCUAUUGAAGGAAUAUGAAGCGAAGUACAUGGGCUCACGAGAAGGAGUUGCUUUAAAAAUUGACCUGGAUACCCAGAAUAAAAUGGAAGAACUAAAAAAGGCGGUGGAGAAUCGGAAGGAUUUAUUAAUCGGUGAUCUUUUAGAUCUAGUUUACAACAUCAAAUCGGACGUCCAUAGGAAUUAUUCCAAGAAAUAAGAGCCAUGAAAUGGUUAACCCAAUGAUAUUUUAUGUUUGAUGAAAAUUUCAGUCGGAAGACACACGUUGUGCAUGUGCGAAUUUAAUAGUAAACUUUAUAUGUAGUCCUAUUGUUUUGAAUUAAAUACUCGAAUGCUUUAAUUUUAA
This is a messenger RNA of Bactrocera dorsalis (oriental fruit fly), 627 nucleotides long. Its product is annotated as V-type proton ATPase subunit G. Gene Ontology annotation, cellular component: vacuolar proton-transporting V-type ATPase complex. Gene Ontology annotation, molecular function: proton-transporting ATPase activity, rotational mechanism. The coding region runs from base 127 to 480 and encodes 117 amino acids. The transcript is spliced from 3 exons. Lineage: Eukaryota; Metazoa; Arthropoda; Insecta; Diptera; Tephritidae. Gene Ontology annotation, biological process: proton transmembrane transport. The record is from RefSeq and is a predicted model, not a curated record.